AUGUUUCGUUGGUUGUUGAGUUUUCCAAAGGUCAUGAGGUUAGAGAAUAUUGGUAUCUUUCCAAGUUGUCGCAUUGUCAGUACCAACUCUAUAUAUGAAGUCAGGAAAAAUGCUGCAUCAUCCAAGCGUGAUUCGAUUACUGAUGGCUCAACGUAUGCUAAAGUUGCCACGAUGCUGAUUGCAGCCAUCAUUGGUCUUCGGCUUAUUACUUCUAUAUCUGAUGGAAAAAACUACGAAAGUUUUGGUGAUGCUUUCAAAUCGCACGCUUUUGCCUGGCCUCAACAUUACAACAUAUUUUUAUCUCAAGACAAAUUAGAUGUCAACGAUGAAGAUGAUGAAAUUUCGACAAGUGACAUCUAA
Messenger RNA from Acanthocheilonema viteae, 360 nucleotides. The record is from the annotation of a GenBank genome assembly. NCBI's taxonomy places the organism in Eukaryota, Metazoa, Nematoda, Chromadorea, Rhabditida, Onchocercidae.